AUGAAGCGCUCGCUCGUUCAGCAGGAUGGUCUGUCGACGGCGAAGAAGACAAAGGCCGAGUCGGAUGAGGAAGAGCUUGUUCUGCCCACUCGCGCACCGGGUCUGAGCAGCGUGCCCCUCACAAAGCCAACUCCCAAACUUGCUAGCAUCUUUCAACCUCGAACCCUCACCACCUCUGCUUCUUCUACCAACGGUACCUCUACAUCUACAGGCUUGAAAUGGCUCGAUCCCAUCGGCGCCAGCAAGACAUGCUUGCACGGCCUCUACGGAGGCCCUCAACCAAACGCCAAAGUGGCAUUCUACGACCUGGACGGCACCAUCGUCCGACCUAAAAACCACAAGACGUUCCCCAGUAAGACGGACGAGUACGACUUUGAAUUCCUCUUCUCAACGCGUCCUGCAGGUACACUCUCUGUCAUCGAGCGCAUUCGACAGCAACACCUCGAAGGAUUCGCCAUUGUCGUCAUUACGAAUCAGAAGCAGACCGCGUACGCUGCCAAAUCGGGGUUGGCAACGUGGAAGAAGAAGAUGGGUCACAUCGCGGGUGCCAUCGAUGUACCGAUGAGGGUGUUUGCUGCGUUGGGUGAUGAUGAGUAUCGCAAGCCAAGGUUGGGCAUGUGGACCGAGUUUCUGAGGCAGAACGGUGGGGUUGAGCUGGACAAGGAGCAGAGCUUUUUCGUGGGUGAUGCGGCAGGCAGGAAAAAGUACCGUGAUCAUCAGGAUACGGAUCUCAAGUGGGCGUUGAAUGCAGGCAUAGGCUUCUACACGCCGGAAGAGUACUUUCUGAAGAGGGACAAGGAGUAUGAAGUGCCGAUGAGGCCUUGGAGCCCAUCUGCUCUCAAGCAGUCUAAUGGGACGUUGAAAGGGCUGGUCAGCGAGCCAGAGGACGACAUGGUGACGGUGGAGCUUUCGUCCAUCGACAAAGACGCCGGCGCCGCUGGCACCAUCCUGGGCAGUGAUCACGACGCAAAGGCUCCCGAGAUCGUGCUCUUUGUCGGCGCUCCAGCAUCCGGCAAGACGUUCCUCUUCAAUCGCAUCUUCGAGCCGGCUUCCUACGUGCAUGUCAACCAAGACACGCUGCGAACAAGAGAAAAGUGCCUCCGCGUGGUUCGCGACACCGUCGAUGCCGGCCAAUCCUGCGUCGUCGACAACACGAAUCGUGACCGUGCUACGCGCAAGCACUACAUCGAUCUCGCCCGAACUCUCAACGCACGCAUCCGCUGCAUCUACUUUGACGUGCCGAAGCACGUCUGUGUGCACAAUAACCAUUUUCGCGCGCAUCACGGACCGACGAGUAGCGAAGAGGUGAAGAGGAGCUUGUUGCCGUACACGGCGAUCGAGAGUUGGUUCAAGGAUCGACAGCCGCCGAGGAGGGAGGAGGGGUUUGAUGCGGAGGUGGUGAGGGUGGUUUGGGGUUGGAGUGGAGGAGACGAGGAGGUGGAGAAGAUGUACAAGAUGUAUUAUCAUUGA
Messenger RNA from Pseudozyma hubeiensis SY62, 1470 nucleotides. RefSeq lists its product as hypothetical. Bases 1 to 1470 code for a protein of 489 amino acids. The record is from RefSeq and is a predicted model, not a curated record. The transcript has a single exon. Lineage: Eukaryota; Fungi; Basidiomycota; Ustilaginomycetes; Ustilaginales; Ustilaginaceae. Gene Ontology annotation, biological process: DNA repair. Gene Ontology annotation, molecular function: polynucleotide 3'-phosphatase activity; ATP-dependent polydeoxyribonucleotide 5'-hydroxyl-kinase activity; double-stranded DNA binding.